UAGUGAGAGAGAGAGAGAGAGAAAACGUGAAAAACUUUCUCUCUCUAAAUCUAAAAAAAAAAAAAAAAAAAUUUAUACACAAAAACCGAAAGAACCGCUCUCUGACUCUCCUCUUCUCUCUCUCUCUCUCUCGCUUCUCUAACACAUUCUCGUUUUCUCACAUUCAACAGCACAAGGCCAGACUUUCACUGAGUUGAGUACCACAUAUUCUGGGUCCUUGUGUGGGUUCUUCUUCCUGGUGGUGUACUGAGUUCUCACGAUGCCCCUAUUGAAAAAGAAGCAAUUUUCCUUGGCAGAACCACCUAAGGAUUUAGAUCCUUGUGAGCUUGUUUACCAAGUUCGUUUCACAAAAGAGAUAUUUAGGGAUUAUCAGGAAUAUUUGAACCGUAUAAAUUUGUAUCGCCAGAGAGUUUGGGUUUGUAAAGUCACUGGGAAAACUAGCUUGACUUAUGAGGAGGCUUUGGUAUCAGAAAAGCGGGCAGGGGAGAAGGUUCAACAGUUUCCCAAAGAACUUAUGGCACCUGUGUUACGUAUCAUCCAAUACAGUAUGCUUUCACUGAAGGAUCUUGCCAUAACAAUAGCUGAAAAGCUGCAGAAACACUUGUUUGUAGGUGCUGAAUUGUAUGGAAGGAAGGAAAAUGGUGUAUUUGCAUGCAAAAUAACAAAAGUUCUAGAUGAGGAUCCUGAAAAAAUCCAAUAUGAGGUGGCAUGGCUUGACAAAAAUAAGAAAGUAAUGGAACAUUCAUUAGUAAGUCGAGAAGAUUUAAUACAGAAGAAGGUGCUCUUUAGUAGAAAUGUUUUGAAGUCUUUUAUUCGGGACUCUACAUACCGAAGUGCUCCUUGGGUCAUUCAUGAUAAACUGGCACAAAAUCAUGGAAUUUCAACUGACCUUCCGGAGGAGUUAAGAGACCAAGUUUUCUUCAAGGAUGGACUACUAGUAUGCAAUAAGAAGCGAAGGAAAAUUGAGGAAGAUGGAAAAAUUGAGAAGGAAGCUGGAAAAAAUAAAAGGAAGAAAAUGGAAGGAGAUGAUGAGUCAAUGAAAGAACCAAUUAAGUAUCCUAUCGAUGACCUGUUGGUGCAGCCUGGUGCAGAUGAUCCAGUUUUUACUGACCGCCCUUCUCCAUCAAGGGACUUCAAUGUUCCGCUUCAUUGUGUUGGGGAUCUAUUAAUGGUUUGGGAUUUUUGUUCGUCAUUUGGUAGGCUGUUGCGCUUGUGGCCAUUCUCUCUUGAAGAUUUUGAAAAUGCAAUCUGCCACAAAGACAGAAAUGUGAUACUCCUUGUGGAAACUCAUUCAGCUCUUUUCCGAUUGCUCAUAAAAGACAAUGAUGAAUAUUUAUUGGCUGCACGGAAAAGAAAUCAAAAUCAAAAAUUAAAGAUUACGCUGAUCAAUUGGACUGAGUAUUUGUGUGAUUUUUUGGAAAUAACCAAACUUCCUGAAUCAAAUUUUAGAGCAACUAUUAAGCGGGGGCAUUAUGGCCUUUUAGAUGCUCAUGCUAAACUUGGAAUCUUAAAAGAAUUGGUUAACCUAGCACUUCAAACAGAUAUUUUUAGGGAGAAGUUGGAUAAUCUUAUUGAAGAGCGGCAGGAAAUUGGGGCCACAAAAAGGGGGGAAGCAUUAGAAAAAGCCAGAAAGAAAAGGGAGGAAAAGGAACAGUUGAAGGCUGAGGCUGACUCCAAUGGAGUAAUGGAUCAACAAUUUUUGGAGAGCGUAGAAAGUGUAGCAGAAAAUGAUAAUCACAGUAAUCAGAAUGGUCAUAUGGAAAAGAAAAGAAAUGGGAAGAUCCUUUCAUCUCAGCAGGGCAAUGCAUCAGAGAAUUGUGAGGACAAGCUUGCCAACACCACAUCAAAGAAAAAGGCCAAGAAGCUGAAUUUGGAUGUGGAAGUCCAACCAGAUAAUGGCAAGGAUUCAUCUAGGAAGGAAGGGUUGAAAUACCUGAAGGAUGAUAAAAAGGAAGGAACUGAGAAAAGGGACAAAGAACACAGGAGAGAAUUUUAUGAACGGGAAAUGGAGAAACGAGUGAUAUGCAGAAACCCCUUGGGCAAAGACAGAUUUUACAACAGGUAUUUGUGGUUUCCUCGUGAUGGGAGGAUAUUUAUUGAGAGUUCUGACUCCAAGGAGUGGGGAUACUACAGUAGCAAGGAAGAGCUUGAUGUGUUGAUGGGUUCGCUGAAUAUCAAGGGGGAGAGAGAGUGGGCACUUAAAAAGCAGCUGGAAAAAUUCUAUGGCAAAAUAUGUAUGGAGCUCCAAAAGAGAUCAAAGGAAUUGGCUCACAAGAUUGCAACAGAGGAGGCUGUGCUUCGAAGAUCUACACGUGUACGGGCUCCACCUAGGGAAAAUCCUGCUAAUGCUUUUCUUAGGUAUGUGAACAAGUGGAAGGAAGAUUAAUUGGGCUUGAGUUUGGUGUUGGGAAAAUUGGUUUCAUUUAAUUUAGGAUAGAAGGUCCUAUACUCAGUUACAUUACUCAUUACAAACAGUAGGAUCAAUGAGUUAAAUUUUUUUGGUUACUCCGAGUACAUGCUCAUUAAUUUCUUCAAUGGGAAUUUGUUAGUAGUACUUACCCCCCAAAAAAGAAGGGAAUUUGUUAGUAGGAGGCCAGUGAUUAAGUAGCGUAAGGGCAUGGAAAGGAAAAGGGAUGGAGAAGUUUUUCUUAACCCAUUCCUCUGAUGAACUAGCAUGUAAUCAUGCCUGACCCUCAAAUUUUGUAAAUGACUUUUCUGCAUUUUUUUAUUAUAGAGACAGAAUGUUCUGCCAGUUCUGGAAACAUUAUUUA
Molecule: messenger RNA, 2771 nt
Organism: Quercus robur (English oak)
Lineage: Eukaryota; Viridiplantae; Streptophyta; Magnoliopsida; Fagales; Fagaceae
Exons: 11
Coding region: 260-2386 (708 amino acids)
Source: RefSeq, a predicted model, not a curated record